CGCGAUUCAGAGUUUCAGUACGAAUUGUCGUGUCAAGCGCACAGGAAGCGAUCGCAACCCGGAUCGGAUUGGAUCGGAUCGGAGCCCCAUAUGUACUAUAUGUACAUCGCAGACUUUACGGUGAACAGCGUCGAUCGCAUGUGGACAAACAAUUAAAUACAAGGUCAAAGAAGCGCUAACAGAAGAGGCAAAGACGAAAUAUACAAUAUUCAACCAAAAGAAAUGACGGCCAACACAGCGACGUCGGAGGAAAAUCUACUGGGGCAAAGUGGACAGCCCCAGGAGCCCUCCACGCCCACCUCGGAAACGGAAAUAGGCGGUGGCACGCCCACCGAACUGAGCGAGAUCUUUUUCGUGGACAACAGUCGCCGCAAGCACAGCAUCAAGAUCCAGGUUAAACUCUGCCCCGAAGGAGUUUAUCUGCGUCGCGAAACGGACGCAGACGAUCACAUCAACGAGCAACUGAUCAGGAUCGAUGACAUCAUAGGAUCUCGCUAUGGGCCGCGCCUCAAGAAACGUGCCCGUGGUGGUCUGAACUCCUGCCGUAAUCCCAAUGUUCCCGGUCAGGAGGCGGAACCCGAACCGGACAGCGAUAAUAGCGCCUAUUUAUACAUCUAUGCCUAUCUGAAGAAGGAAAAACCCCUGAGGCGCGUCCAAACCCUUAGGAUUCUGCGCUUCCGAUCGAGCAAUGACUAUGGCGUCAAUCUCCAGACCGCAGAGCUAUGGCAUCAUACGAUCCGCAAACAUAAGCGCGGCGACGACAGUUGUUCCCCCGCUGAUUCAGGCAAACAAUUGCUCAUCUUACUCAAUCCCAAGUCCGGCUCUGGCAAAGGUCGCGAGCUCUUCCAGAAACAGGUGGCACCCCUGUUGACGGAAGCGGAGGCCCAGUACGAAUUGCAGAUCACCACGCAUCCGCAGUAUGCCAAGGAGUUUGUGCGGACCAGGAAGGACCUGCUGGAACGCUAUUCCGGCAUAGUGGUCGCCUCCGGCGAUGGCCUCUUCUACGAAGUACUCAACGGCCUGAUGGAGCGCAUGGAUUGGCGCAAGGCCUGUCGGAUGUUGCCACUCGGCAUCAUACCCUGUGGCUCCGGCAAUGGCCUGGCCAAAAGUGUGGCCCACCACUGCAACGAACCGUACGAGCCCAAGCCCAUCCUCCAUGCCACCCUGACUUGCAUUGCUGGCAAAAGUACACCCAUGGAUGUGGUCAGGGUGGAACUUGCGCCCAGGGAUAAGCACUUUGUGAUGUACUCCUUCCUGUCGGUGGGUUGGGGUCUGAUAGCCGACAUCGACAUAGAGAGCGAGCGGUUGCGAUCGAUUGGAGCCCAGAGAUUCACGCUGUGGGCCAUCAAAAGGCUGAUUACCCUGCGAACCUACAAGGGCCGGGUGUCCUACCUACUGGCCAAGAACCCAAAGAAUGUAGAAGUGGCCAAAGAAGCCAGGGAGAUUCCACUAGAAGAGAAGAGGCCAUCGCUCGCAACAGUCCGUUCAUCGCUGCCCAUAAAUACCGGUGAAUUUCGUGAUUUACCCGACGAAGAUGGGGAACUCGAUGCGGAUGAGUUCGCCGAUGCCAUAUCCAUGGAUCGCUCCGUUUAUCGUCAGCAUGCCGACAGCUGGCACUCGGCCAUGUCCCGCAGAACGGCGUACUACUCCUUCGGAGGACCCAGUCUGCGUUCCAAUCGCAGUCGCUUGAGCGUGAGCCAGCGGAUCGAGGCGGCCAACGCGGAGUUCGCGGAGAAGGUGCCAACGGGCACCAUUCCGGGAUUGCAGGUGCCUCUCCAGGGUACAGAGGGGUGGGUCUGCGAGGAUGGGGACUUCGUGAUGGUCCAUGCCGCCUACACCACCCAUCUCUCCUCCGACGUCUUCUUUGCCCCCGAAUCCCGGCUGGACGAUGGCCUCAUCUACCUGGUGAUCAUCCGGAGUGGCGUGAGUCGCCAUCAGUUGCUCAACUUCAUGCUGAGUCUGAACACGGGCACCCAUCUGCCCAUCGGCGAGGAUCCCUUCAUCAAGGUGGUGCCCUGCCGGGCAUUCAGGAUUGAACCCAAUAGCUCCGAUGGCAUCCUGGUGGUGGACGGCGAACGGGUGGACUACGGACCCAUUCAGGCGGAGGUGAUGCCCGGCCUGGUCAAUGUGAUGACCACCAGUGGUCAGUAGUGAUCGUGUAUACAAUAUACCUGGUGCGAGGGGUGAUAAGGUACAAUUACCUAUUUGAUUUAACUACAUUCAGUGAAUGUCAUCAUUCAAUAGCUGCUGCUCUAGAUCAAUUCGUCAAAUGUUUAACUUUUAAAACACUUUUUUUUUGUAAGAAGCACUUUAACUGAAUUAAAUAAUUAUGUUACAAACUCUCUAAAGAUAUUUGUACCCCAGCAAAAACUUUUACAUUCAAUCAUUUCACUUAACCAUAAACAUUCGAUAGGGUAAUCGAAAUUAUAAACAUUGUUUACAUUCAGUGAAUGUCCAUGUCUACAUUCAAAAGCUGAUUUAGAUUUGUAAGUUAUAUAUAUAUGUUUAGAUUUAUUCUCUAAGAAACGGUGUCUAUAAUGUUGUAGAAACAUAAUUAUUUGUAGUCCUAAUAUUUGAUAUUAAAUGUUUAUCUGUCAUUAAAACUAUUGAAAUUGCAAAAUGUACUUCAACCAAUAAUCCCAUAUAUACGAAAGUUCUAUUAACUCUCUACUUUUUUCAUUCGCCAAUGUAUCAAAAAAAAUACAUUAACAUAUGAACUAAGUACUUGGUUAAGUUGGUUUCAAUCAUUUUUGUUUUAAUCGGUUGAUAGUGUUAAUUAUUUUAAGAACAAUACAUAUACGAAUAAAACAAAUAACCGCUAUACAAAUUUGGAGAUUGUGCGGGUACAAGUGUUAAUGGUA
Drosophila rhopaloa is the source of this 2861-nucleotide messenger RNA. RefSeq names its product sphingosine kinase 1 (gene Sk1). Gene Ontology annotation, cellular component: intracellular membrane-bounded organelle; membrane; cytoplasm. The transcript is spliced from 2 exons. NCBI's taxonomy places the organism in Eukaryota, Metazoa, Arthropoda, Insecta, Diptera, Drosophilidae. The record is from RefSeq and is a predicted model, not a curated record. Bases 223 to 2151 code for a protein of 642 amino acids. Gene Ontology annotation, biological process: sphingosine biosynthetic process.